AUGAUUCUCCGGUGUGUUAUCGGUGUAGCAGCGCUGCUUCGGCUUGCAACUGCUUACGCUAUUCCCUCCAACGACGGGUUCCCAGCACCUGAUGAUCAACAGCUGCUCCUAAUCGAGACACAAGCGGGCGGCGUGCUAUCAGACGAGGCACCUCCACCAAAGUUGAGCGAGGGUGCAAUCGCAAAUUUCCAACUCAUCGCUUUCAAUGAGCAAUUCGAAGUCGCAUUUUUCUCGUCUCUGAUAGAAAACAUCACCAACAAUGUUGAGGGCUACCAAUCGGUUCCCGGGAUGGCAAAUACUGGCGCAUUACUAGAGAUUUUGAAAAAUGUGAAAGCUCAAGAAGAGCUUCAUGUAAUAAGCGCCAAGGACGUGUUAAAGCAUUUUAAUGCUUCGCUCGUCCCUGAACCAUGCGAAUACAAAUUCCCAACCACCGAUCUGGAAUCGGCACUGUCGCUGGCCGUGACGUUCACGAGUGUUGUUCUCGGUACGCUCGCCGAUGCAGAAAAGUCAUUUGCGGACAAUGGUGAUGCAGGUGGUGUUAUCCGUCAAGUCGCCUCAAUUAUUGGCCAAGAAGGGGAGCAGAAUGGGUUCUAUCGAUUCAUGUUGAAGCGCAAGCCUUCCGACAAACCAUUCUUGACGACGAAUACCGGAGCAUUCGCAUACUCGGCACUGCAGCAGUUCAUCGUGUCGUGCCCGUUUGACGUCAAUGCCAUUCCUAUACCAAUAUUACCGCAGCUCCAGGUUCUCACAAAACCGGAGGCCAAAGACAUGACCUUGAGCUUCGCAGCCGACCUCAGUCAAUCCGGAUUGGCUGUAGGAGAUAUCAAAGAGGAAGGGCUUUUCAUCACAUAUCUCACGGGGCAACAAAUUCCGAUCUCAGAACCAAUCAGCAAUGUUCAGGGCUUCGGUAGUAUGAUCAGUUUCGAGGCCAAAUUCCCGUACGCAGGGAACAUCAUGGAGGGUCUUAGCAUUGCCGCUUUGACGAACUCAUCUAAAUUCGCAGACGCGGAUGACGUGCCUGCUAACACUUUGGCAGCGCCAGGACUAAUCGAGGUUAAUGAGAUGUUACACGGAUACUGA
Molecule: messenger RNA, 1080 nt
Organism: Truncatella angustata
Lineage: Eukaryota; Fungi; Ascomycota; Sordariomycetes; Amphisphaeriales; Sporocadaceae
Product: late sexual development protein
Exons: 2
Coding region: 1-1080 (359 amino acids)
Source: RefSeq, a predicted model, not a curated record